CUUCUGUCUGUCAGACAGCAGCAGUCCGUAAACAUGGCUGGUGUUGGUUUCCGACGCUGGGCCCAGGCUCUCUCCAGGGGGAAAGGUUCUGGCCUUUCAGCCCUUUUGCCGGGAUGUAGAGCAGCCUCUGGUGGUUCAAAGGCUGAUCUACCUAGUUCCUACCCGUUGACCCCCGAAGCGAAGGCUGCUGCUGCAAAGAAGUACAAUAUGAGGGUGGAGGACUAUAAACCAUAUCCCAACCAGGGCGAGGGCUAUGGUGAUUAUCCAAAGCUACCAGAUACAUCUCAGCAGGAGAGGGACCCCUGGUACCAGUGGGACCACCCUGACCUGAGGAGGAACUGGGGAGAGCCGAUACAUUGGCAUUUCGACAUGUUCACCAGGAACCGUGUGGAUACGUCUCCCACCAUUUUGUCCUGGUCCUCCAUGUGCAAACAGCUGUUUGGUUUCAUCGGGUUCAUGCUGUUCAUGUUCUACCUUGGGGAGAAAUAUCCAUCUUACCAGCCUGUUGCACCAAAACAGUAUCCCUUUAACAACCUGUACUUGGAGAAAGGAGGAGAUCCGAAAAAACAACCAGAGGAAGUCGUAAAUUAUAAAAUCUAAUGACUGGAUGAGUCUAACUGUGUAUAUAUAUCUCUGUCAAUAAUAAAAACUCCUAUGAAGUUACA
Molecule: messenger RNA, 665 nt
Organism: Gymnodraco acuticeps
Lineage: Eukaryota; Metazoa; Chordata; Actinopteri; Perciformes; Bathydraconidae
Gene: ndufb8
Product: NADH:ubiquinone oxidoreductase subunit B8
Exons: 5
Coding region: 34-600 (188 amino acids)
Biological process (GO): mitochondrial electron transport, NADH to ubiquinone
Cellular component (GO): mitochondrion
Source: RefSeq, a predicted model, not a curated record